This is a messenger RNA of Notodromas monacha, 3753 nucleotides long. NCBI's taxonomy places the organism in Eukaryota, Metazoa, Arthropoda, Ostracoda, Podocopida, Cyprididae. The record is from the annotation of a GenBank genome assembly.
CGCAUUGUCCGGGGCGCGAGGCCUUCGUCAAAGAAGGUGGCGUUCCUGGUCACAGACGGGUUCUCCAACGGAGAAGACCCGCGUGGAACGGCCAGUCAACUGCGGGAAGCCGGGGUCCAGCUCUUCACUUUCGGCAUCCACAACGGGUACACCAGGGAGCUCUUUGAAAUGGCCUCGGACCCGAAACCCGUUCACUCCUACAUCGCCCGCAGCUUCGAGGAGUUCGAAACCCUCGCCAGACUCGCUCUCCACAAAGCUGUGAGAUGUUUGCCAUUGCCCAAGGUGAAGUAUGGGAAAAUACAUCCAUCAUCAUGUACCAGGUCAUGGUCGACAAUGAAUCAGACUUGCGAGGUCACGUGCGAUCCGGGUUAUGACCUGUAUGGCACUCACCACCAAACUUGCGGAUCUGGCGGAAGAUGGACUGAUCCGAAUAUGAAAAUAAAAUGCCGUGAUGUUACACCACCAAAAAUGAAUUGCCCCCCUGACCAGACAAUGCUUGCCAAACCAGGCGAAAAUUUUGGCACUGCCUUCCUCAAGCGACCAAAGGCGAAAGAUAAUUCCGAAGAAGACAUCGUCGUUGUGUCGAAACCCGCUGACAUUGAGCUUCAGACAGAAUUUCGCAUUGGGAUCCACGUCAUUCAGUUUCUUGCGGCUGAUUCCAGUGGAAAUACUGCGUCUUGCAACGUGACAAUCACGGUUGAAGACAAAGAACCACCAGUGGUUCAAAAGUGUCCCAGCAGUGACACUAACGUGGACGGGAAACCCGUGCUGCUCAGGGUGUCGCCGGAAGGAAAAGAAGUUCCGGUCGACUUCGACCCGCCGACUUUCUGGGAUAAUUCCCAGGCGGUUUUGCGAAUCAAACAAAGUCACGCCCCCGGGGCAACUUUCAAACCCGGCCCAACCCUGGUUCAAUUUGUAGCUGCCGACGACGCAGGCAACGAAGUGACGUGCGAAUGGAUUGUAGUCGUUCAAUCACAUCCGUGUUAUCCGCCGAUUUCUGCAACGCCGAACAUGACCCAGGUAAAAUGCACUGAGGAAGACGCAAAUGUCGUUUGCAAAGUAACCUGCAAAACGGGAUAUGCUUUUGUUGAUGAACUUCCCGGCAAAACCCGGGAACUGGUUUGCUCAAAGAACGAUACCCGAGGCUUGUGGAAUGGUCGACAGGACCCACAGCUGUCAAUUUGUGCAGAGAGUUUUGAAGCCCUCAGUGGAUCUAGUGAAGGAACAAUCGACAUUGAGGUAUCUGAAAUGGAAUCUAUUUGCGAAGAUGGUUUUCUUAUGGAGCAGUUGGCAAACAGGGUCCAAGAAGAGAUGAAGCCAGAAAUAGACAAGCUGUGCCGACAAAAUGGCCUGGAAACUUGCGAUUUGCAAACACUCCACGCGGUUUGCGAACCCACGCCGCCAGGAAACGUGCAAUUUGAUGCACAUUUUCAGCCGAGGAAAUUGCUGUCGAUCGAAGAAUCGCNAGAAGAAAUUAUCCCGGAAACUAAAGAAAAUCAGAUCGAAGAAAACUUGUAUUCUCCAGCAAAUCCCAACUUUGUGGUCGAUUCUACAGAUGAGCCAGAACAGUGGCAAGAAACGAAAUCAAGCAAAAAGAAAAACGUUUCUGCGCCGGAAGAACAGGAAUCAUCAGGUUUCGGACCGUUGCCAAAUCCCGAAAAAGAAAUCGAUGACGAAAUCAUCCGUACAACUGAAGGAAAUGCCAUCGAAACAAAGAUUUCCUUUCAAACCCCGGAAUCUGUGGAACCAGAAAAUUCAAAAGAAACCACUGAAAAUAAAUCCACAGACGAAAACAAUCCCUCUUCUGCUGCUGCGGAAGAACAGAACUCAUCUGGCUCAAAACCUGUGCACAAUUUCGGAAAUGAAAUCAAUGACGACGCAAGAAUUCCCUCAACAGAAAAAACUGAAAGCGAAGAAGGAGAAGAAGAAUAUCUGCCAAAUUCAGAAUCCAUGGACUCAGAUGAAGACACUGCAGCAGAACUUGAGUCUUCCGGUUCCGGGCCAUUAAUUGACACAAUAACCACCGUCAAAAAUGUUGCCCACAAUCACCACAUGCCUCAAACCACGGAAAACCGAAUCUCUGAAACAUUUCCGACUACCACGUCAUACACAAAACUUCCUGAAUUAUCCGAAGAAACACCCAGCACCAGCAUCACUGAACAGCAACCAAGAUUCCCUGCUGGAAAUACUGGCAUAGCAUCAACGUCAACCCCUAGAAACCUCGAGUCUGACCUAGAAAAUGCGACAGAAGGAAUUCUGCGGGAUUUACCAGAUUUACGCGACGUCAUUACGGUAAAACUCGAGUCGACAGCUGACACUGGUGCUGAAAAGAUUCCAGCCGUAACAACGUCACCGACAAAGGCACAAUCUUCAUUGACAACGAGUCCUGAUUUGUUGGAAUACGAAACGACAACGUCUCAAAUAGAAACUGAGACUGAAAAAGUCCACAUUCAAGAAUCAACCCCGGAAUCUGUCGAAAUAGUUUUCUCAACCACUCCAGCACUCAUCAUUCCCGAACAAUCGAACUUUGACCAACAGUUCGAAACAACGACUUAUUCGCCGGAAGAUGACGUUUUCUCAGAAAGUGCAAGUGACGAAUCAGGUCAUGAUGAUGAUGGAAUGACCAGCUCAACUUUCGAUGAUUUAUCAGCGGAAAGUGAAGAAGAUAUCGAUGAGUUGACCACAGUUGAGAUGUUUUCCGCAACACCUGCUCCAGCACUUGCGCCUAAGACGAUCAGUUUGACCGUCAGAGUUAGUGGAAAACUGACUGAGGAUCCACCCUUUUCGGGAUCUGUGGGGAUUACUGUUCCCCAGUCGGAGCUUUUGGCGAAAAUCGAGGACCAGCUCGGUUCUAUGAAAAUUGAGAUUUUUGAAGGCACGGAAGUGUCAUUCACUGGCAUGCGAUUCAGCGAUAAAAUUUCGCUUCAUUGUCCUGCAGGUUCCGUGCCUCGAAAUGACGCCUGUGUGAAAUGUGGGCCAGGGAAUUAUUAUAGUGUGCCGGACACGAAAUGUGUGCCUUGCCCGGAAAAUUCCUAUCAACCGGAAGAAGGCCAACUGUCGUGUAUUUCCUGUCCCAUUGGACACCGAACCAAGUCCUCGGCAUUGAAGACUAGCCUGUCAUCUUGCAAAGGUACUCAUUUCUUACUUCAGGGGCCGAAUGUCAACCAGGUUCGGCUUCUAAGAAUGGUCUCCAGCCCUGCGAGCUUUGUCAGAACGGAUGGUACCAGCCCGGGACUGGCGAGAAUGAGUGUAUUCAGUGCCCCGAAGGGAGAACCACUCACCGAAACGGAUCCAGGCAUAUCGACAAUUGCAAAGGUAGAUUUGUUCCCCUUCGGCCAUCGCCUCGAAUGCAAGCCGGGUUUUGUGUCGGCGGACGGACUCGAACCUUGUCACCCGUGUCGUCAAGGGUCAUCUCAGAUCCAACCGGGACAAACGGCGUGUUUUUACGCAACCCCUCCGACACCGGGGUACCCGAAAAACAACGCUGUUGCUGGUGUUGAGACAGGUCCACAAGAUGAGAUUUUCUUCGAGGUGAACCCCUCGAAAGUGGAGCGACUGAAUUACACGGCUUGCUUUUCCGGCCCUUGCUCACACAAUGGGGAAUGUCAUCCGGUUGGGAGUGGAUUCACUUGCGACUGUUCUUUCGCCGGGUUCACUGGGGACCGUUGUGACGUGAAAAUCGAGUCAAAGGAAUCUGAUGAAACACUGAAGUCACCCUGGCAGAUUUCUGCUCUUCUUUCAAUAAAAGAUUAG